AUGGAAGAAUCAACCAAGCAGCUAAUACAGCGCGGCUUGUGCGUCUGCGCUUGCGGCUGCGGCGGCGGAGCAAGAGGAGGUGAGGUCGUCCCGAGGGGCGGCACGGAGGAGUUAGUGGUGGACCUCGAAAAGGGACAGCUGGGACACCGACACCGACAUCGGGAGGAGGAUCCACCGCCGGCGACGGUGGCCGACGCGCUGCUCGCCAGGGACGAGGAGAUGGGGACUACCGCCGAUAAAGCUAUCAAGUGCAUCUUACGGGGACUGAUCGUCUUACUAUGGGUCUAUCUGGUCGAUUGGAUGAGAAGAUACAUGACCACCCACAGCACCGAAGAAUUAAUGUUCACUAUAUGUCCUUUGGGUACUCUCGUUAUAGUUGUGUCUGUGUUCUUUUGCUUAUUGAUGGGUUGCCUGGAUGAAUGCAUGGAUGAACCCGAACAUUCCACAAAUAGUUACACAGAGUAA
This is a messenger RNA of Miscanthus lutarioriparius, 465 nucleotides long. NCBI's taxonomy places the organism in Eukaryota, Viridiplantae, Streptophyta, Magnoliopsida, Poales, Poaceae. The record is from the annotation of a GenBank genome assembly.